UCGGCACGCUUCCACCUGGCGCAGCGCGCAGACACUCAGACGGGGACAGGACCGGGAGGCCAGGAGACCCGGAGGAGGAGACCCGGAGCGGGACCUGCAGGAUCCGCGAUCGGGCCGCGGGCUCCCGACAUGCUGGGCACGGUGAAGAUGGAAGGCCACGAAGCUCCGGACUGGAGCGGAUACUACAGCGAGGAGGUCUACUCCCCAAUGGCCAGCGGUGGGAUGGGUUCUGGUCUGGGGAUGGGCUCCAUGUCCGGCUACAUGUCGAGCACCGGGACCACGUCAGGUUCCUUCAACAUGUCCUAUAGCGGCACUUGUCUCAGCCCUGCCCCUGUAGGAGCAAUGGGGAGCUCUGCUCCGGCGGCCAUGACGGGGCUGGGUGGGGGAGUGGCAUCGAUGGGCGGGGCCUUGAGCCCAUCUGGGAUGGGUUCGGUGUCGGCCCAGCAGGCCUCGAUGGGCCUAAACCCGUACGGCGCCAUGAGCCCCAGCAUGAGCCCCGGCAUGGCGUACGGCGGAGGGGGACUGAACCGAGCCCGGGACAACAAGGCGUUCAGACGGAGCUACCCGCACGCCAAGCCUCCAUACUCCUACAUCUCCCUCAUCACCAUGGCGAUCCAGCAGGCGCCCAGUAAGAUGCUGACGCUAAGCGAAAUCUACCAGUGGAUCAUGGACCUGUUCCCAUACUACCGACAGAACCAGCAGCGUUGGCAGAACUCCAUCCGCCACUCGCUGUCCUUCAACGACUGCUUCGUGAAGGUGUCGCGCUCGCCAGACAAACCGGGGAAGGGCUCGUACUGGACCCUGCACCCGGACUCUGGGAACAUGUUUGAGAACGGCUGCUACCUGCGUCGCCAGAAGAGGUUCAAGUGCGAGAAGAAGAUGUCGGCCAAGUCAGACGGCAGGAAAGAGCAGGGGGGCAGCAGCGGAGGCGGGUCUGCGUCUCCCGCAGGGGAUGCCCUCAAAACUCCGGGACUCCUAGACUCCUCGCUGCCCUCCUCCAGCCAGGCAGCUUCGCCCCCCGGGCUGGACCUGCGGGGAGGCAUGGGCGGGCCAUCUGACCUGAAGGUGUCCGGCGCCCAGCUCCUUUCCUCGCUGUCACUGCCCCCCCACUCCAUGGCUCACGAGUCGCAGCUCCAUAUCAAAGGAGACCCGCACUACUCCUUCAACCAUCCGUUCUCCAUCAACAACCUGAUGUCGUCCUCGGAGCAGCAGCACAAACUGGACCUGAAGGCCUACGAGGCCCUGCAGUACUCCUCCUACAACACCGGGGCAGGGUCCGGCCUCGGGGGGAGGACCAUGGAGCCACUGGAGGCUUCCUACUACCAAGGGGUCUACCCCAGACCACUCCUCAACACCUCAUAGUAGCUGCUGCACCUCCUGUUGGACUCUCUGCAUGCAGCCGUCAUAGACUUCCUGUUGGACUGAGACGGACUUCUGAACUCCUGCACUGUGACCGA
Oreochromis aureus is the source of this 1457-nucleotide messenger RNA. RefSeq names its product forkhead box A1 (gene foxa1). Gene Ontology annotation, molecular function: transcription factor binding; protein domain specific binding; DNA-binding transcription factor activity, RNA polymerase II-specific. Gene Ontology annotation, biological process: regulation of transcription by RNA polymerase II; anatomical structure morphogenesis; cell differentiation. The transcript has 2 exons. The record is from RefSeq and is a predicted model, not a curated record. Lineage: Eukaryota; Metazoa; Chordata; Actinopteri; Cichliformes; Cichlidae. The coding region runs from base 130 to 1362 and encodes 410 amino acids.